AUGAGAUUUUCAUCUAUUAUCAUCUUGGCCAAUUUACUUGGUACUGGCAUUGCCUACGACCAAUACUCCUACAACCCAUCGACAACGCUGCGACCAAUCGCCACAAGGUCUCGAGUUGGCAAUACCUAUGGGCCUACCGGGACUCCAUGCGCAGGAAAUACCCCCAAUGACCGAUCUGUCUGGUGCAAUUACAGUAUCGACACGGACUACGAAAAUGUCGUCCCGGACACGGGUGUUACGCGUGAAUACUGGUUUGAAGUUAAAGAAGUCACACUUUCUCCCGACGGAUUCAAGACUCCACGUCCAGUUAUGACCAUCAAUGGCACUUUCCCUGGCCCGACUCUUGUUGCAGAUUGGGGCGACUGGGUGAUUGUCCAUGUCACCAACCAUUUGUACCAGGCAAUGAAUGGUUCGAGCAUUCACUGGCACGGUAUUCGUCAGAACUAUACAAACCCCAAUGAUGGUGUUACCUCGGUCACCCAGUGUCCUAUUGCCCCCGGCUCGACAAUGACUUAUAAAUGGCGAGCUACCCAGUAUGGAUCCUCGUGGUAUCACUCUCAUAUUGGGCUGCAAGCCUGGGAAGGCGUAUAUGGUGCCAUUAUUAUCAAUGGACCGGCAACUGCAAAUUACGAUGUGGACAAGGGAUCAUUGUUCCUGAGUGAUUGGACGCAUGAAACUGUGGAUCAACUGCACCAAGAUGUUCAACUACGCGGUCCUGUCAGAAAGUUAUCGAAUGGACUCAUUAAUGGAACAAAUAUCUAUGGGAAUGGUACAAAUACUACCGGAUCUCCUUUCCACAUGAAAGUUGAAAAAGGCAAAUCCUACCGGCUGCGACUCGUGAACCCUGCUAUCGACACGCAUUGGAAGUUCACUAUUGACAACCACACAAUGACCGUCAUUGCAAUGGAUCUUGUUCCUAUAAGGCCAUUUGUCACGAACGUCAUCAGCAUUGGAAUGGGUUCGUUUCUUGGCCUCAUCCCCGUCGCUCCAGACAUACAAGCUAAUGUUAUACAUCCAGGUCAACGCUAUGACGUUAUCAUCACAGCCAACCAGAGUUCCGUAGCCGAAUCCUUCUGGAUGAGAGCUAUACCAGCCGAUAGAUGUUCACGAAACGAAAUGGCCGGCAACAUCCGAGGCAUCGUCUACUACGGCAACAAGCCAAAACAACCACGCACGCAGUCAUUCCCCUUCACAAACGUAUGCGAAGACGAACCAUUGACGAAUCUAGUUCCGCACGUCCCCAAAAACGUCGAUCCACCAAUUUCACCAGUUUGGGAUAAGAAUGUAACAGUCAGCAAUACCAGGAACGCACAGAACUUUUUCCGCUGGCAGUUCAACUCGACCUCGAUGAACGUGAGCUGGGAGAACCCAACCCUGAUGCAAGUCUACCGCAACGAGCCAGGCUUCUCUAAUUCAAGCGGCGUGAUUGAGCUGCCUUUCAAGGAUAAAUGGGUGUAUCUCUUUAUCCAAAACACCGUCGUCACUCAUCCCAUCCACCUCCACGGCCAUGACUUCUCUAUAUUGGCGCAAGGACAGCCUGGGCCUGGGAAACCGCAAUGGGAUGGUUCAAUCAUUACGCAGAAUCCUCCGCGUCGGGAUACGGCCGUGUUGGCUGGGAGUGGGUGGCUGCUUAUUGCUUUCAAGACGAAUAACCCCGGUGCGUGGUUGAUGCACUGUCAUAUUGGAUGGCAUGUCGACGAGGGUCUGGCGUUGCAGUUUGUCGAGCGACAAGAUGAGAUUCGGGAUCUCGUUGAUUAUACUCCGUUUAAGAAGAAUUGUGCUUCGUGGGAUAGAUACGUUAGGACGAAGAAUAUUGUGCAGGCAGAUUCAGGAGUGUGA
Penicillium egyptiacum is the source of this 1839-nucleotide messenger RNA. The record is from the annotation of a GenBank genome assembly. Lineage: Eukaryota; Fungi; Ascomycota; Eurotiomycetes; Eurotiales; Aspergillaceae.